CAACUUUUCUCAAAUGGUGACUAAAAUGCAGAAAAUUCAUCUCGUUCCUCCCACCCACAAUGGCCACCCAGCCCUCAUCUGAUCACCGGAUCCUGUCCAUCUACCCCUUUGCUUUGGUUUCUCUUCUCUUAUUUGGAACAGUGAGGCUAGUCUCAGAGAACUUCUGUUGGAGAAACAAUGCAAAUGCCCAUUCUCUCCAGUCAGAUUCUCUGGAGAUUUUACCAUCCGAAAGCGAAGAACAGGGUUCAUCAAUUGAUAAUUCUGGCCAUGAAUCCAUUGUGGGCUGGUGCAAUGUGUUUGAUGGGAGAUGGGUGUUGGACAAUGCAUCCCAUCCCUUGUAUACUGAAGAGAGCUGCCCCUACUUAACCAAACAGGUGACAUGCCAGAAGAAUGGGAGGCCUGAUUCUCUUUAUCAGAAUUGGAGAUGGGAGCCUUAUGAGUGCAAACUACCAAGGUUUGAUGCCAAGAAGCUGCUGGAGGCUUUGAGAAACAAAAGACUAAUGUUCAUAGGCGACUCAAUUCAGAGAACCCAAUGGGAAUCCAUGGUCUGCCUUGUACAGUCAGUCAUUCCUGAUGGAAAGAAAUCCAUCCACAGGCAUCCUCCCAUGAAGAUUUUCAGAGCAGAGGAAUUUAACGCAACCAUCGAGUUUUAUUGGGCUCCCUUCAUUGUGGAAUCCAACUCGGAUCAUGCAACCAACCACACCGUACAGAGACGACUUGUCAAGCUCGAUUCCAUUGCCAAGCAUAGCCGACACUGGGAGGGAGUCCAUGUACUAGUGUUCGAAAGCUACGUCUGGUGGAUGUACAAGCCUGUGAUCAAUGCAACAAAUGGGUCUCUAAAUGAUGUCACAGAAUACAAUGUCACAACUGCAUAUAGAUUAGCACUAGAAACUUGGGCAAACUGGAUUGAAUCUAAGGUGGAUCCCCACACUCAGAGAGUCUUCUUUAUGAGUCUGUCGCCAACUCAUCUGUGGAGUUGGGAAUGGAGGACAGAAGGUGAUGGAAAUUGCUUCAAUGAAUCGUACCCAAUCGAAGGUCGUCCAUACUGGGGAACUGGUUCGAGUCGGGAAAUCAUGGGAAUACUGGGGGAUGUCCUACAGGAGUUGAAGAGAGAAGUGAGCUUUUUAAACAUCACCCAGAUGUCGGAGUUUCGGAAAGAUGGUCAUACAUCAGUUUACACAGAGCGGAGAGGCAAGCUCUUAACAAGUGAACAAAAAGCUGAUCCCAUUACUUAUGCCGAUUGCAUCCAUUGGUGUUUACCUGGAGUACCGGAUACAUGGAAUGAGUUGUUGUAUGCACAUUUAUUAAGUGAUUAUCCCAUUCUUUAACCACCUAACAAUCGAGAAAUUAAAUGGCAGUUUUAAAUUAUAAUACUUUGUAAACACUGAACAAGUGAUGAACGCUUGUUUGUUUAUGUUGAAAAGCUUUUCAUAAUUAAGGAAUUCAGUUUCUGUAGGACCAUGAAGAUGCAGAGAUGGACGGCUGAUGCUUGGGCGCUCCAAACCUGCAUACAAAGAGAAAACUGUAGCUGCCACAUAAGACACCAACUUCUCAAACAAAAUGUAAGAGAUAACUGCUGAAUCUAAUUAGAACUGGAGCUGAGAGGAUCUUUUCCGUUA
Messenger RNA from Nelumbo nucifera (sacred lotus), 1619 nucleotides. RefSeq names its product trichome birefringence-like protein (DUF828) (gene TBL31). Lineage: Eukaryota; Viridiplantae; Streptophyta; Magnoliopsida; Proteales; Nelumbonaceae. Gene Ontology annotation, cellular component: Golgi apparatus. Gene Ontology annotation, molecular function: O-acetyltransferase activity. The record is from RefSeq and is a predicted model, not a curated record.